AUGCGUCCUGGUCAGCGGUGGUUGGCGGUCUCUCUACUCAUCACUACCGUCCAACAAACGGAAAUGAGGCAUUCCGUGGACUCACUCAACAUCGACGACUCAGUCUUCCAUAAAAAAAAUAAACAUCAUCAUAGACACAAACACAAACCUGGUCAGAUAGUCUAUGACCCAACAUUCUUUGCCGACAGAAGCGAAGAUUUUAUUCAAAUUUUGAAUCUCAAAGACGGAAUGCAAAUUGUUGAUGAAGAGCUAGUGUCUAAACAUGAAGGUAAAAGUGACUGGGUUAAUAUGUCGAAUGACCAAGUUGGAGAGAUGAAAGAUAAGAAACAUCAUCCACAUUGGCCGAUUAAAAGAGAAGCAGUUAUUGAAGGUGAUCUGGUGAUUGGUGGGCUGAUGAUGGUCCAUGAAAGGUCUGAUUCGAUGACGUGUGGGCCUGUAAUGCCCCAAGGUGGAGUUCAAGCGUUAGAGACUAUGUUGUAUACUUUGGAUUAUAUUAAUAACGUUUUAAAACUGAUUCCUGGUGUAACAGUUGGAGCUCACAUACUUGAUGAUUGUGAUAAAGAUACAUAUGGGCUUGAGAUGGCUGUAGAUUUUAUCAAAGGCUCAAUAAGUAACAUCGAUGAUGCCGAAUACGCGUGCAAUGCGACUGCUGUACGGAAGGUGAUAUCCGGUGUCGUGGGAGCCGCCUCCAGCGUCACUUCAGUUCAGGUUGCCAACCUGCUGCGACUGUUCAAGAUACCUCAGGUAUCGUUCUUCUCGACUUCUCCAGAACUAUCCAACAAGGCCCGCUUUGAAUAUUUUACGCGCACGAUUCCCUCGGAUCACCACCAAGUUCGUGCCAUGGUGGAGAUCGUGAAGAAAUUGGAAUGGAGCUAUGUGUCCAUUAUCUAUGAAGAGUCAAGUUAUGGGAUCAAGGCGUUCGAAGAGCUAGAGUUCCUGUUAGCCAAGAAUAACAUCUGCAUAGCGGUUAAGGAAAAACUAGUGAAGGAUUCAGGAGUGGCGCACGAGGACGCAUAUGACGAUAUUGUGUCGAAGCUACUCACCAAACCGAGAGCUAGAGAGAAAGAUAGCCAGCUGCGUCGCGUAAAACAAUUUUUCGCUAAAAUGGUUACUGAAAUUGAAUCUGUUGGUUAA
This is a messenger RNA of Arctia plantaginis, 1134 nucleotides long. NCBI's taxonomy places the organism in Eukaryota, Metazoa, Arthropoda, Insecta, Lepidoptera, Erebidae. The record is from the annotation of a GenBank genome assembly.